Messenger RNA from Saprolegnia diclina VS20, 1223 nucleotides. RefSeq lists its product as hypothetical. NCBI's taxonomy places the organism in Eukaryota, Oomycota, Saprolegniomycetes, Saprolegniales, Saprolegniaceae. The record is from RefSeq and is a predicted model, not a curated record. The coding region runs from base 229 to 1155 and encodes 308 amino acids. The transcript is spliced from 5 exons.
GCGGUCAUGGCUGCAUGUGUCCUGUGCUACAGCGCACAGUUCGUACCUCUGGAGAGAGCCCACGAUUCCUGAUCUUCAGUGUGCAGGCCGUCCAUAUAUCAUAGCAAGCUGCUGCUCAUCGAAGGACAUCCAGCUUUGGCCCACGCUGCAGGCUGCAGACACGUUGCAGAGGGGCGGUGGUCCCAGUUGUAGGAAGACGAGUACGCGAAAGAGGCAGUUUGGACAUGCAUGACGCGACCACGUGGUGGUUCUUUCAGCGCCACCAUCUGUGCGAUGCAGCACUCUCGCACCCGCGCCAUAGGCAAAGGGCGGAGCAUGCGCCGAGCAGCGUGGUGCCUCGUCUUCCUCUUGCAGCACGUCGUCGCGACAACGGACCUCUGCUUGCUCGCCAGCACGUGCCUUGCCAACGGUGUCGGGCCCUGCACCGUCGCGCCGUGUCCGCCUUGCCUGUACCUGACACCGAGCGGGGCCUUUGCGUGCUAUGCCAAGGUCGACCAAGACAACUGCCCAAUGCCCGGUGCUCACGACUGCACGCACAUCAACGGUGGGUUAUUCCGACACCCGAACCACCCCACGGGGCAGCUCGAUCGAGCGACUCCAGCGCCAUCCAACGCUACAACGAUACCAUCGAACGCAACGACGCUGCGGCCCAACGCGACAAGUGCAGCCGCGACAACCGCACCUCCACGAUCCACCGAAACGUCCGCAUCGAGUACCAAGCCGUUCACAGCCACCAACUUUAUUCUCUUUGGCGCGCUCGCGAUUGCGAUCGUGAUCGCUGUCAUUUACGCUGUGACCAUGCGCCAUCACCGGCGACAGUCCAAGCGCCCUAUCACCAACACAUCCUUUGUCGUCCCACAUGGCACCAAGGGCGAGAGCAUCCCGGUGCUCGAGACGAUGACGGGCCGGCGGCAGCUGCGGGUGCUCGACUCGACCGAAGCCUUCUCCAUCUACACGCUGCGCAACCUUCCGCAUCCGUCGGACGAUUCGAUCGACAACUAUGUACUCGAAGACAAGACGUCCUUUGGGAACGCCCGCGAUACGCAAAUGACGAUCAACAGCCUCAUGGACAGCUCGUACCAGCUGCCCAAGCACACAAAAGCGCCGACGCCGCCGUCGUUCCACCGUCUGCCCGACAAAGAAAACGAGUUUUAACACUGUCGAUAGACCUAUUUAACCAUUGUGAAGAAAUCGUAGGGGUAGGUUCCGUAUCGUCGGCCGAG